AUGUACCAUGACCUCAAGAGGUACUAUCAUUGGGUCGGGAUGAAGAGAGAUGUAGCAGAUUGGGUUGCGAAGUGCAACACUUGUGCCUUGGUGAAGGCAGAGCAUCAGGUUCCGGGUGGUCUUUUGCAGAGUUUACCCAUUCCCGAGUGGAAGUGGGACAGGAUUACGAUGGAUUUCGUGGUUGGACUACCUGUUUCAAGGACUUUCGAUGCUAUCUGGGUGAUUGUGGAUCGGUUGACUAAGUCCGCACAUUUCUUGGCCAUCAAGAAGACAGAUGGAGCUGCUGUCUUGGCUAGGAAGUUUGUGCGAGAGAUUGUGAGGCUGCAUGGAGUGCCAGCUAGUAUUGUGUCAGACCGUGAUCCCAGAUUCACUUCAGAGUUUUGGAGGGCGUUUCAGGCAGAGAUGGGCACUAAGGUGCAUCUGAGUACAGCUUAUCAUCCGCAGACAGAUGAUCACCUGAGCUUAGUUGAGUUUGCAUACAACAACAGCUUUCAGGCGAGUAUUGGCAUGGCUCCAUUCGAGGCUUUGUAUGGGAGGCCAUGUAGGACACCCCUAUGCUGGACCCAAGUGGGGGAGCGCAGCAUGUAUGGAGCUACUUAUGUUCAGGAGACGACAGAGAAGGUUCGUGUUGUGAGGCUGAACAUGAAGGAGGCUCAGGAUAGGCAGAAGAGUUAUGCAGAUAGACGCAGACGAGAGCUUGAGUUUCAGGUUGGAGAUAGAGUUUAUCUCAAGAUGGCUAUGUUGAGGGGUCCUAACAGAUCCAUAGCAGAGAACAAGCUGAGUCCGCGAUUUAUGGGUCCGUUUCCAGUAGUGGAGCGAGUUGGGCCAUUAGCUUACAGGCUGGAGUUGCCUGAGAUUAUGAAAGCCUUUCACAAGGUUUUUCAUGUGUCGAUGCUGAGGAAGUGUCUUCACCCUACAGAGGAGUUAGUGGCUAGGAUUCCAGAGGAUCUUCAGCCAGAUUUGACAGUGCCGGCAGUGCCUUGGUUCUACAGAGGAGACUUGGGAGCCAGAGGCAAAGAUGAAGUUGAAGUUCAGGAAGUGGUUCGACAAGCAGGAGUAAAAUUCUUGGAACGUGUUUAUGACAUAAGAUAUGACGUUUGUCUCGGGGAUCAGGUGAGGAUCUCCGGUGUUGCGGCCUUGCGAGGUUGGGUUUUGUGGUCUUUGUGA
Molecule: messenger RNA, 1167 nt
Organism: Microthlaspi erraticum
Lineage: Eukaryota; Viridiplantae; Streptophyta; Magnoliopsida; Brassicales; Brassicaceae
Source: the annotation of a GenBank genome assembly